Mesorhabditis spiculigera is the source of this 1218-nucleotide messenger RNA. Lineage: Eukaryota; Metazoa; Nematoda; Chromadorea; Rhabditida; Rhabditidae. The record is from the annotation of a GenBank genome assembly.
AUGAUCCUCAGGCUUCAGCACUUCAUCUACAUAUUUUUCGGGCUACCGACCCUUGCAAAAGCGGAAACCUCGGAGCUCAUCUUAUCAAGAUUUAAAGGUCUUGCAAAAUGGAUGAUAGCUGGCGAAGGGUCCAAUGAACAUUAUAAAUUAACUUUCUGCGCCUGCUACUCCCCAGUCAUCAAUCCAUCGACUAGUAGAGAUUGUGAGUGCUCACCUGAAUUAGAAGGAAAAUCGGCAAUGGAAAGUACACAUCUGAUCAGUUACAGCGCCGCGUGUACACGAAGCUACAACCCGAGAAAGUGCUUGAAUGCAAAGUUCAACCGGAAGGGCAACUACUACUACGUGCGCGUAAAAUUAGCUGGAGCAGCAGUGACGAACCCGGUCUGGCAGAACAUCAAGAACUCCCAUUACAAAACUGCUGAAGUGCUGACUGCGACCGAUAAGGGGCAUUUGGAUAUUUCCUAUCAAAUCUUGAACGGCGGAGAUGAUGAGAGGAGCACCCGGGUCUUUGAGAAGACGCAACAAAUCAGCAAGUGGAAACCAAGGAAGACAUACACAACAAGACCUCCGACCACUUCUUAUCCGUUAGCUACUUUAUCAUCACGAGGCUCAUCCAGUGUUUCUCGUUUGAAUACGAUUGAUGCCAUUCGAUUUUUCCUCUUACGUGAAGGUGUGCGCUCUGGAACGCCGGCCCAUGUUUUUGACAUCCGCGCCUUCAAAGAACGAAUGGUGAUCCACCACAAUGCCUAUCGGGCGAAACACGGCUGCUCGAGUCUAAACCGUGAUUCUGCGCUUGAUGCAGCUGCACAGCGUUAUGCUGACAGAUUGGCGGCCACUCAGGAUUGCUUAAAGCAUGAAAAGCCGAAGAAUUACGGUGAAAACCUGUUCUUCUACGGUGGUCACAAGAUCGUCUCCCCCGAUAUGUUCGCGGAAGCCGUCACCCAAUGCUUCUACCAAGAAGGCAUCAACUAUAACUAUAACCGCUUCACCCCCAACCUCUACCACAAAGUCGGUCAUUUCACUCAAUUAAUCUGGCGCUCAACGACCAGGAUGGGUGUCGGCAUCGCGAUCAAGACCUCGACCGGUCGUGGAAGGUGUGUCCGAUCGUCGGGGCUUCCCCUUGUCUACGUUGUCGUAAAGUACGAUCCGAUGGGGAAUAUGCAGUCGUAUUCGGAAUAUAUGGAAAACGUGGUGCCGCCGAUUUUCAGGAGGAUCGCA